AUGCUUCCUGUGCCGGUCUAUGUAGCACUAGCUGAUCCCACUUCGGGACCAGUCACUGCUCGCUACACUACUACGCUUCCGUGCCCAGCUGUUCCCUCAGGCUCUCUGACGGGCUUCCACGUCCCCUCGUUCUCCAGGAACUUGGUGGGCGUGAGGCCGUUUGUGAGUAGUCACGUGGGUGUUUGGAUAGAGCCGUCUGGCGAGACUACGUCUCUACACACUUCACACUGGUCCUUGAGGGCGGCAGCAGCAGCAACAGCAGCAGCAGCAGCAGCAACAGCAGCAGCAGCAGCAGCAGCAGCAGCAGCAGCAGCAGCAGCAGCAGCAGCAGCAGCAGCAGCAGCAGCAGCAGCAGCAGCAGCAGCAGCAGCAGCAGCAGCAGCAGCAACUACUGCCCCCGACACCUGUCACAGCCUCCCGCCAGGUUCCCGUGUCUAG
This is a messenger RNA of Closterium sp. Yama58-4, 438 nucleotides long. The record is from the annotation of a GenBank genome assembly. NCBI's taxonomy places the organism in Eukaryota, Viridiplantae, Streptophyta, Zygnematophyceae, Desmidiales, Closteriaceae.